AUGGGAAAUUGCUUCAAUGGCUACCAGGUCAGUAUCGAUAUCUCCAAAUCAAAGACGCCUCUGAAAGAAGCACCUGAAGAUAAGGCGCUCCCUCAUUGCUGGAAGGGCUCGAGGCCCUUCAAGUCCGUCCUUGAUCUCAGGAAGUACUUUCGCCCCUUAACUCUUAGCUUCGGAAAUGGGAAAGCUCCGGCUCUAAUGGAGAUCCCCCCGGAGAACUAUUUCAUCGUCACUAGACAAGGCAAUGCUUGCUUGGGUGUCCUUAAUGGCGACGAAGUUGGCCUGGUCGGCUUGAAUGUUAUUGGAGGUAAGAUUUAAACAAAGAGUUCUACUGAACUACCAAACAAAGUAGG
Molecule: messenger RNA, 350 nt
Organism: Dendrobium catenatum
Lineage: Eukaryota; Viridiplantae; Streptophyta; Magnoliopsida; Asparagales; Orchidaceae
Product: aspartic proteinase Asp1-like
Exons: 2
Coding region: 1-315 (104 amino acids)
Source: RefSeq, a predicted model, not a curated record